UACGACCUGUUGUAUUCAGUAGUACAAUUAUGUGGUCGACAGCUGUCCUUUUCCUCCUAGUGGGGCUCGCUUUUGCUUCAAACAAUCCAGCAUGGACCGACAACCAGGAAUAUGUCUACAAAAUUCGUGGAAGAACUCUGACCGGACUCAUGGAAGUCUCUGACCAAUACGCAGGAAUCUUAUUUAAGGCUACUCUUAGAAUCCAACCCAGAAACGAAGGACAAGAACUACAAGCUUUACUCACAAACCCAGAAUAUACUCAAAUUCAUUCCGUAUUGAGUGAUUCUUGGAAAACUCAAUUCCCAGAUGAAGAACUCAGCUGGAAACCCCUUGCUAUGAGUCAAAAGCCUUUCCAAAUCAAAAUGCAGAAUGGCAAAAUUGUUGACCUCAUUGUCAGCAAGGUUGUUAAAAACUGGGAAGCCAAUAUGAUCAAAGGUAUUGUCAGCGCAUUCCAAAUAAAUGUCAACGGAGAAAAUGUUCUCCCCAGCUCCAUUAAUGUCUUGCCCACCUCUCAAUCCAACAAUGCUGUUUUCUUGACCAUGGAAGAUACAGUAUCCGGGGAAACUGAAACCUUAUACGAAAUCAGACCAGUCUCAGAAUACCAGUUCGAUUUUGCUAAAGAAGGUAAACAUUUCCAAGAAUGGAAACAAAAUGGUGACAUCAUUGAAGUUAUGAAACACAAAAACUACGACAACCAUAGACAACUUCCUGCUUACUCUUACGGUUUCGGUGAUUACCUUCUUGGUGAUGAACCAGCAAAAACUCGUAUGGGAAAUUACAUCAGCAGAGAUUGCACUGGACGUGCUAUUCUCUUAGGGCACUUGGAAAACUACAUAUUAGCUAACUCUACCAUUGUUAACACCAUCCUUGUUAACCCAACUAUCACCGACCAACAAAAAGCUUCUGUUGUCAGCAUUAUCGAAGCUAGCUUAGAAGACAUCAAAUCACAAGACGAAAAAAUCGAAAACAUUUCCGAACCCGUUGAGUUAGGUAACCUCGUUUUCGACUACAAAGAACCCAACGAACAAAAUGACAAAGUUCAAAGCAAACAAUCGCACCACAAGAAACAAGAAUACCAGGAUUUUGAAGAUGAGGAAAACCAAUUCUCUGGAGCUUAUAAUAGACUAAGAAGACCCCGUUCUAUAAAUAAAUAUUCAAGAAGCCAAUCUUCUGAUGACGAAUUCUAUUAUACACAAGACAAACCCGAACUUUCUGAAGCUCCCAAAUCCCCUCUCUUGUCCCUAACUACUGGAUAUGAAGGAAAAUCAAUCAAGAAAGCCGGUAACAUCGUAAAAUUGGCCGAAAAGAUUGCCAAAAAAAUCGGUAAUGAAUUAUACGACUCAGACAGAGAUCAUCACGAAACCACUUUAGAAAGAUUCGUCAAUCUUGCUUCUCUAAUCCGUUUGAUGAACGAAGAAGAACUCAAACAAUUGUCUGAAAAACUUUAUAGCCAAGCUGAAGAAGGUAUUGAAAAAGCCACCUGGAGUGCUCUGCGUGAUGCCGUCCCUGAAUCUGGAACAGGACCCGCCUUCCUGAUGAUUAAAUCUUGGAUUGAAACAGGCAAAAUCCAAUCCGAAGAAGCUGCCCAAGUUGUAUCAACCUAUGCUAAGGCUAAUCGUCAACCUACACUCCAAGAGAUGAAAUCAUUCUUCGAAUUUACCAAGAAAGAGAAAGUUAUGCGCCAAUGGCCUCUUAACGAUACUGUCCUCAUAAGUUUCGGUUAUCUCGUACGUUCUGUCUACGUCGAUGAUAAAUUCUCCAAAUCCGAAUAUCCCGAAAAAGCUUUCGGACCUUACAAUACCGAAGAAGGAAAACGUUUUAUCAGCGAGGAAGUCAUCCCAUACUACUCCGAAAUGUUGAAAAAAUCCGUACAAAAUGCCGAAACCCACAAAAUCCAUGCUUACAUCGCUGUUCUUGGAAGAAUCGCCCACCCUGAAAUAUUAGCCGCUUUUGAACCUUUCUUAGAAGGAAAACAACAAUGUUCUCAAUUCCAACGUAUGUUGAUGAUCCUUUCAUUGGAAAAACUCGUUGAAACACAUCCCGACCUAACUCUCGCUGUUUUGUACAGAACAUACCAAAACCCCGGAGAACAUCCCGCAGUAAGAAUCGCUUGUGUCUUCCACAUCAUGCGUUCAGGCCCUACAACAGAAAUUCUCCAAGCUAUGGCUCAAUACACUAAUAUUGAAAAGAAUGAAUAUGUUAAUGCUGUUGUCAAACACACCAUUUUACAACUCUCCGAACUCGAAGACGGUGACCAGUUCGCUAUUAUCCGUGACAGUGCUAGAGCAGCCAGGCCUCUGCUUACCAAAAAAACGUACGGACUUAACUUUGGCAGAAACUACCUUCGUGGAUUCAUCAUCGAUCAAUUAAACAAACAUGAAAAAACUUCUGCUCAAUUCAUUCCCAGCGAAGAUGCCUACAUUCCCAAAGGAAUGAGAUACACAUCCAGAUCAUCAUGGGCCGGACUUUUCCAUAAAGAAAUCAACAUUCAAGCUUUCGUUUCCAGUGUUGAUCAACUAAUUGAUGUUGCAUACAGACAAACUAAACAUUUCGACAAAGAACAAAAACAACAAAGAGAACAUGCUCAACAACAAGGCGAAUACCCUUGGUCUAGCCAAAACAUUGCCAAGCUUUUAGACAUAAAAGCCGAUGAACGUGAGCAACUUGAAGGAUACUUAUCAAUGGAAUUCACCACUCCCCACAGGAUGUUCGGAUUCGAUAACAAUACCAUGAACCAAUUACAAGAAGUUGUCCAAGAAAUGGAACAAAAAUUGAGAAACGGAGAAAAAAUUAACCACUACAAACUAAUCAACCACAAGGAAAUGGUGUUAGCCCUUCCUACUGUUAUGGGUAUCCCAUUCGUCUUCCAUUACGCCACUCCUAUGCUCAUUAAGGCACAUGGAGAAAUCAUGGCUGUUGCCAACCCAGAAUUAUCCCAAGGACGCUACCUUCAACAACCCGACCAAAUCAAAAUUGUAUCUGAAAUGAGAAUCACCGUAAGUGGAAAAACUCAAGGACGUGUCAUGUUUUUCGCUCCCUUCGAACAUCAACAAUACAUCAGUGGUUACGAUAAACACUGGGAAUUGAACUUGCCCAAGAUGAGGACCCAAAUGAAAGUCGAUUGGAAACAACAAGAACUUACAGUUGAAAUCGAACCUAAACAAGAAAACAAAAUUAACCUUUUACAUUACCGCACUUGGCCAUACACCGCUAAAGUUGAUGUAUUGAACUUCGAACCUUUGAGUACCCAGACUUCCCAAAAGAACGUCUGGGUUGUUGAACCACAAAACAUGCAAGCCUACAAAACUGUUGUCGGCCAAAAAUCUACCGGAAUUGCUCUUGAAGUAGAAAUUCGUCAUGAAAGGAAGAACGUACAUAUCGACCUCCUCCGUCGUGUCUUCUCUAACAACGGUAUUUUUGAUGGUUUGAGAGAACUUUGGGAAGACAGUUACAUCCAAAACAGCCAAUUCGGCAUCACUUAUCUUCCAGAACAAUCUACUGUUAACAAGAUCACUCUUCGUUCCAAAUACGAUCAAGAGUAUCGUCAAAAUGCUGAACCCAGACAAGGAAAAUAUGUAUUAAACGAAAAAGCUGAACCAGCUCAAAGACAACUAGAACUUAUGAAGGAAGUAUCUGCUGAUAUCAAGAAUGUUCAAGUAUUUGCUUUAGACAACACCAUCGAAUUCCAAGGAGAAAAAGAUGUCCAAUAUCUACUCACAGCUGCUGCAGCCAAGAGCAAUGUUGACCCUAAAUCAUUUGCUAGAAUUUGCUACAAGAAGAGCUCAAACGACCAACAAGUCAAGGAUUACGAAGUACAUAUCGUUGCACGUAAAGAAGCUGAAAACACAAACGCCAUGGACUUGGAAUAUACUUUCCAAAACGAACCUGAAAUGAAAAGCGAAAUCGAAGCCGUUUUCGGAGAAUCCCAAGGAAAACUCUCCAAAUUGAAAGCCAAAUUGGUAAACAAAAGGAGCGAAGAACGUAAACGUUACUUGAAAAACUUGCCAAUGUACCGUGAAUGCAAACAAGAAAUGGAACAAGAUAACAAAGCCCUUAGCGCUUGUACAAAAAUAAACAUGAUCGCCAACCUUCUUGACCGUACCAACAUUAAAAUCCAACACGAAAACUUACAUGCUGAUUUGAAAGAAACCAUCCAAAUGGUAUUCGAAGCUGGUCGUGUCUUUGCAUCACCAAACACUGAAAUCAAAUCCGAACAAACUGAUGUUCAGGAAAACGAAAUCUUGAUGAAAAUAAAAUUCCACGGUGACUUAGAACGUUUUAACGCUACCAUUCAAACUCCACAAGAAGAAACCAUCGUCAGCAACAUUCCCGUUGAUGAACUGACCAGACAAAUUGUUGUUCCACACCCAGUAUUCCAUCUUCGCGCCAGAGUACUUAGCUACGUUUUUGGAACAGACUCCUACAGAGAUUUCUGUACCGUUGACCAAACUAAGAUCAACACCUUCAGUAACAGAACAUACGACGCUGAACUUUCCAAAAAAUGGUCUCUAAUGGCUUUGUACGCUCCCAAACAAGCCCGUAAACAAGAAGGAAACCAACAACGUUCUCUCCAAAAACAACUCAAAGAACAACUCGAAAACUACGUUGUACUUGUUCGCGAAAGCAAAGAAUCUGAAGAACAAAAAGAUGUCAAGAUCGUCGUCAGCGCUCCUAAAACCGACUACGAAAUCGUCGAAAUCGAAAUGAAAGCCAACCAAGGGAAAGCUCAAGUAUCCGUCAACGGAAAAGCAGUCCAAGUAAACAAGGAAGAAAGCCAAGAUGUCCACAAGGGUUUCGUACAAAUCUACGCUUUGCCAAACGGUGAAGUCAAGGUUGAAAUCCAAGAUGCUUUCUACGUCACUUACGACGGUAAACGCGUCAGGAUCACCGCUGUCAGCGACAAAUUGAAGGAUGCUACUAGAGGUCUAUGUGGUCAAUUCAACGACCAGCCAGCCGAAGAUUUCCUUACCUCAGAAAACUGCUUCGCCCGCAAUCCUCAAAAAUUCAUUGACAGCUACGAAGUAGAGGGAGAACGCGGCCAACAAAUGAGACAACAAUUUGCUAGUGACGACAACCAAUGUGUUGAGAAACAAGAACCUUUGUUCAUCAACGUAAUCACUGCACAAGACGCCAGACGUGAACCAUCAUCAGGAAAACAACAACGCCCAAGCCAAAGCGCCUGUUUGUUCCACCAAACCAAAUACAUCCAACAAAACGGUGAAAUUUGCUUCACCACUGUUCCAUUGCCAUCCUGCAGAAGCCACUGUCGCACCAACCGCCUUAAGACUAAGACCGUAGGAGUUCACUGUGUCCAAAAGAGCAACGUCGCCGAUUUGUGGAAGAACCAAAUUGACAACACUCAAAUCAGUCCAGACUUCAGCAUGAAGAAGCAACACAAGACCAUCGAAAUGCCUGUUGCUGAAAGCUGCUCCGCUUAGGCGAUUUGCGUCUGUUACCCGUAUUGAUUAUAGAUUUAAGAGCAUUCAAAAAAUGUAAAAAAAAAUAAAUUAUUAAACUGAAGUGCAAAU
Molecule: messenger RNA, 5528 nt
Organism: Psylliodes chrysocephalus
Lineage: Eukaryota; Metazoa; Arthropoda; Insecta; Coleoptera; Chrysomelidae
Source: the annotation of a GenBank genome assembly